AAAACAAGUACUCAGAGCACUGCGCUUUUGUUUCGUGACUCACUGCAGAAAAAGCCCGAACCCGUAAGCAUCCUGUUGACUGAGCGCAGCACUUCCUUCUCUCUCUUGCCAAGCCCUCCGCCUUUCUGGCAACUAAUUUGCAAGGUGCAAUCUUUGAGCCGAAGUGUAGGGACAUUUCUCCGAGAAACAGUCGUCUCCAAGACCCUUUGUUCACCGACGCUAGAAGAGACGCCGUCGCCAUCUUGGAACCCGUCGAACCAGCGCCAAAAAGUCAACGAAAAUUCCGUCCCCCAAAACAGACGAGAAACUCCACCAAAUUCGCCUUUUCUUCCAUGAAACUGGCACAAUGAAGGACGAAAUCGCAGCAGCUGUUGUCUACUUGACCAGACUGGUCAGGAAAAGCGGCAACUUGAACAAGGACCAGGUUGAUAGAUUUGCAGACAAACUGACCGCUAUCAUGGUAGAACGGUUCAAGAACCAUUGGUACCCCGACUGUCCGGAAAAGGGCCAGGCCUACCGGUGUAUACGACUUCAGGAGAGCGAACCAGUGGACACGGUGCUCGAAAUGGCAGCUAGCGAAGCCGGAAUCAGAUAUCAGGACUUGGGGCUGGCGAAUUCUAUCAUCAUGUGGGUAGACCCUAUGGAAGUGUCGUGCAGGUUUGGCCAUGGCUUCGAUAGAACCGUGCACACCAUCGCGAGAUUCGACAACAAGCAGCCGACCAUCCAGUACCCACGUCCUUCGUCAGGCGAUGGCAAAAUCUCACCCGACUUCCAGUACUACCCCGCACCCAUUCAACCUAUCCCCAUCGUCAACAACUCCAACAGUAUCUACAACAAACCCGCGUUAUGUUCGUGAAGCAGGGUUUCUUCCUCCGAUGGGCCACAAGACCGGUCGCGUAGGACCGCCUGCCGACAAGUACCACUGGGUAAACAAGAACAAACCGGUCACAGCAAACUAGCUAGGUAGCGACCUGCGGCUUGCCUCAGUAGUUUUGACAGUAUUUUUAGAGUUAGGCAGUUUCUGUAGUAUUUUUCUAUGGAAAUUGAAAACUAGUAGAACAUGUACAGGUUUUGUGGGGUAUUUUGUGGCCAAAUAUUUCAAAUGAUCUUGCAGUGAAGAGGCUGUGUAUAGGGGUUUGUUGCAUACUCAAGUUGGAGAGAUGGAAUGGAUUGCAGAUGGUUGUUAAGUGGUCGGGUACCUUUACUAUGACUUUUUGAGAAUGUUUUUAAAAGUUGUCAGUAUUCCGGAACAAUAGUCAAUAUUUUGUGAAGAAGAUUAAAUUUCUAUGAGGUUUCUUGUGCUUGUUUUGUGUAUAUUGUACAUUUAGAUAGGAAAAACAUAGUGUCAAUAUUUCCUGCAUGUUUCAAGUUUAUAACCAUCGUGUAAAAUACUGUACGUAUUUGUGGAUGCUGUUUUUCCAAGAUUUUUAAGAUGAGUGCGAUAUUUUCUGCCCAAAUUUUUGAGAAAUGCUGUCAUUGAGGAAAGAUGCAUUUUGUACAAAUGAAUGUUUUUUACUGUAACAGUAACAUCUUGACAACGCUGUACAAAUAUGUAGCCAAUAUCGAGAGAGCCAUUCUGCUAACAGAAACGGCUUGUAUUUGUACAUACAUGGCCCGAUUUGGGGGCAUUUUGUGGACCAAGAAAGUAUUUUUGCCAGUAUAGUUGUUUCCCCCAUAUCCCACCCUGUGCAAACAACUGUAUAUAUGGAAUGUUGCAGAGACGAAAUCGGGGGAACGUUUUGUCGGAUAUUUGUACAGAAUGUUGGACUUUUCUUGUGCAGCAAUAUUUUAGCAGAAAUUAUAGUGUUGUUUGUAGAUACAGAGAGUUGUAACAAUUGUAACAUUAAAAUAUACUUUUGUGUUGAUGUAAUGUUCAAAGAACAAUUGUCAUACUUCUGAUUGGUCAAAGAAAAUGGCUCAUGAUUGUUGAUAUCUGCUUCAACUUUUCAAUCCACAGUUUAAGUCCUCAUAUCUAGACCAGUAAAAUUUACCCACCAGGAUUGGUCCUCCACUAACCAAUCAGGAGUGUGAAAAUGUUUGAAUUCUGUAAACUGAUUAUGUGUGUCGUACUACCUAGUUAUGUUAACCAUAGACGACGUGAAUUCAAGUCUGCUUGGAUUUGUUAAGACUAGGUGUUAGACAUAGGGUAAGACAUAGUCUUGUGAAUGUUUUCCGACCGUGCAGCUAUUUACCCAUUGAACCUGGUCUCUAGUGUAAAAUGUCUUUGUGUUAACCAGGCAAUAGGGGGAUACGGGACUCUGAACAGCCAGUUUUAGGAAGGAAACAAUUGUUUAUUCUACCAUUCCAAAACCAUGCGUCUGACUUUGUAAUUUUCACUAUAGUAUUUUCAUGCUCUGCAUUUAAAUAGUGCUGCUAACAGAUAAAAAUAUUGUACAGUACUUAAACAAAAGCAUUCCUCUUUAUAGGUAUAUAUACUGUUGACCUUUGAUCCAAUAUGGCUGCCUUCAGAGCCCCCCUCCCCCACCUAGAAGGUCAUGGUGGAGGUCAUAUCUCUGCUCGACUACCUCACUUGGGGACGUCUGCAUGAUAUGUGUGAAAAAAAGAUGCCAGUGUUUGAUAUGUAACGGGUAGCAGCAAACUCUGACCAAAAUAAAUUUUGUAAUGUUUUUAU
Molecule: messenger RNA, 2632 nt
Organism: Branchiostoma belcheri (Belcher's lancelet)
Lineage: Eukaryota; Metazoa; Chordata; Leptocardii; Amphioxiformes; Branchiostomatidae
Product: maternal B9.15 protein-like
Exons: 4
Coding region: 347-856 (169 amino acids)
Biological process (GO): negative regulation of cell population proliferation; negative regulation of mitotic cell cycle
Cellular component (GO): cytoplasm; nucleus
Source: RefSeq, a predicted model, not a curated record